UACUUUACAAUGCCGUCUACAUUAGUUUCGGGGAUAAAGCGUUACUGUAACCAUUCUAAAAGGUUGCAAGCCAUUCUUGAAGACACAAAACGAUGUUUUGAUGACAUUAAUGAAAGUGGCAAAAACGAAAAUGGUCCUCUUCUGCCACUUGAGGUUCUCCAUGAGGAGGAGGAAGAAAUCCUGUCUACAGCUGACAAACUUCCAGGCAUUGUCGUUCUCGGACAGAAUGAGUAUUGCAAGUCUCGAAUAGUGAAUGAAUUAUUUCAGAGAACUAUUUUCCCAACUUUUGAUUGUAACGACAAUGAUAAGCGGUAUCGCACUGUUAGAUUUAAGUACGGGGAAAAUCUCUGUAUAAAUCUAGAGCUACCUGAUGAUGAGUAUGCUCUUGCAGAAAACUUGGAAGCGUACAAUGGACCCUGGAAUACCAUUCCACACAAAGAUCUGGAGAUCUCAGUAAAUGACAAAUCUGAUUCUGCAAUGGGAUCGGCUGUACUAGAGGUUAAAUUCAAUCAUCAGUUGUUGAGGUAUGGAUGUACUUUGGUGGUGGCCGCAUCAAAUAUAUCGUUUGAGGAGGAGCUUAAACGAUGCACUGAAAACAUAGCACCAGUUAUAAUCUAUGCAUUUCACACAGAAUCAUUUUCUACCAAG
Messenger RNA from Ruditapes philippinarum (Manila clam), 648 nucleotides. RefSeq names its product dual serine/threonine and tyrosine protein kinase-like. Lineage: Eukaryota; Metazoa; Mollusca; Bivalvia; Venerida; Veneridae. The annotation marks the transcript as partial. The transcript is spliced from 2 exons. The record is from RefSeq and is a predicted model, not a curated record.